Molecule: messenger RNA, 240 nt
Organism: Akanthomyces muscarius
Lineage: Eukaryota; Fungi; Ascomycota; Sordariomycetes; Hypocreales; Cordycipitaceae
Exons: 3
Coding region: 1-240 (79 amino acids)
Cellular component (GO): extracellular region
Source: RefSeq, a predicted model, not a curated record
AUGCAAAUGUUCCUUGCUGCCGUUCUCUUUGCCGCCACCGGCCUGGCCAUGCCCGCGGGCUCCUUCCAAUGCCCCGGCGGCCUCACAAACAGCAGCCCCCAGUGCUGCGCCACCAAUGUCCUACAGCUCCUCUCGCUGAACUGCAAGUCUCCCAGCGCCAGCGGAUGCCCAGGUGGCCUCAAGCCCACCUGCUGCACUCUCGUACUUGCCGAGCAGGGAGUUCUCUGCAACCCGAUGUAA